AUGAAGGUGAAAAAUCCUGAAAUAGAAGAGAAACUAAAGCGUAAGUCAGGAGUUCACCGGCCUCCGGUCUCGGGAAUCCACGAGCGUAAUCUAGAAGGCGUUUACAGUCUGGUACUUGGAUGUGUAUAUGAAGACUAUUACGACAACGGCUUCACAUACACAGGCAGCGGAGGCCAAUAUCUGUCCCGCGACCAGACGCUUACGAGGCAGAAUAUUGCUUUAGCAAGAAAUUGCGUAAUGAAGAUAAUAAACAAGACGGCGCCGACGCCGGUGACUCUUGGAGAGGGGAUUGCCAGUUCGCAUCGGUACAAAGUCUGGAAAUAUAAAUUGCGAAGAGAUGACCCUAAUCCCGUGCCAUGGGAAGACGAAGCGAAGCAGUUUUCCAUUGUUUGUCCAGAUGGUUAUCUAGAAGCAGACAGAAAAAGCCAGCCCAAGGAUAAUAAAAACACUUUUCCAAGACGGAAUUAA
Leptosia nina is the source of this 468-nucleotide messenger RNA. The record is from the annotation of a GenBank genome assembly. NCBI's taxonomy places the organism in Eukaryota, Metazoa, Arthropoda, Insecta, Lepidoptera, Pieridae.